CCAGGAGCUGGGGAUUGAACCCACAACCUUCCUAUUAGGGGACGACUUGCUCUGCCUCUGCGCCACAGCCGCCCAAAUUUAAGUGUUUUCUAUUCAUGUUAAUAUAUUUAAAUAUACUUAUAACUGUUAAUAAUUGUUCAAUUUGAAGUUCAAAUUUGCCUUAGCAAUAAUAAAAGCUUUCUUUUAAUAUCCUUGAUAGUCAUUUUGUGCUUCUUUCAAACAAAAAAAAACCCAACAACUAUUGGUUCGGGCACUGGCAUCAGUACAGCUUUAAAAGUAUAAUUUUAGCACCGGUAUUAAAAAUAAACCAAACAAUAACCAACUCUAAUCAGACUGCAUUAGUUUUAUCUAGGUUUACCUAAUAAACUGACAGUUGAGUGUAUAUUUUCUAUGUAAUGAUCAGUACUAAACUUUGCCAAGGUACCUCCAAUCACUUCCUGACAGUAUUAUUGUUGUUUUAGUAGGUGUCCUUUCCCUGACUAGUCUGUAUCUUUUGUGUCUUUAUUUGCUGUUUUCAGAGUUGAAAUGUGCUGAUGGGAAGAAAAGCAUUUGAAGGACAUUAACUUCCACCGAUAAGCCACGUCAUGAGUUCCUCAGAAAAGUUGAAACAGACCGACAAGAGCAUACCUCAUCAGUGUCCAGUGUGUGGGAAGUCUUUCAGUCGGAUCUGUAGUCUAAGAAGACAUGAACUCACUCACACUGCAGAGAAACUGUACCACUGUGAACAAUGUGGCAGCAGUUUCAACCAACUAAAUGCAUACAAGCUACACCUGCAUACCCAUGCUGAAGAAACACCAUACUGCUGUGACCAGUGCGGGAGGAAUUUCAGCAGCCAAAGUUCAUUUAGAAAACACAUGACUGACCACACUGGACCAUACCAGUGUGACCAGUGUGAAAAGACUUUCAGUUACUUAAGUAUUUACAAGAUACACAUGCGUGUCCACACAGGAGAGAAACCAUACAGCUGUGACCAGUGUCCAAAGCAUUUUAGUUUUUUAAGUUCAUACAAGCGACACCAGCUUAGCCACAGUGGAGAGAAGCCAUACCAGUGUGAUUUUUGUGGAAAGAGUUUCACUCAGUCAGGGCAUUUUAGUCUGCAUCUGCGUAACCACACUGGAGAGAAACCAUAUGAGUGUGACCAAUGUGAAAAGACUUUUAGUGACUUAAGUAGUUAUAAGAUACACAUGCGUGUCCACACAGGAGAGAAACCAUACUGCUGUGACCAGUGUGGAAGGAGUUUCUCACAGUUGGGUAAUUACAAAUCACACAUGCGUAUCCACACCGGAGAAAAACCAUUCCGCUGUGAACUAUGUGAGAAAAGUUUCUCCAUUUCAAAAACGUACAAACAACACUUACAUACCCACACUGGAGAGAAACCGCACCAGUGUAAAGAGUGUGGGAAAGGUUUCGGUCGACUAAGCAACUAUAUGCGCCACCUUCGUAUCCACACUGGAGAGCAACCAUACAGCUGUGACCAAUGUGGCAAGUGUUUUAAUAGUUCAUACAGUUACAGCCGACAUCUGCGUGUCCACACCGGAGAGAAACCAUACUGGUGUUCACAGUGUAAGAGACUAUUUACUCGAUCACAGUCCUUAAAGAACCAUCGCUGUGUUGAAGUAGAUGAAGACAGUCUGACUGUAUCUAAUAAAGAAGUACAAUUGAGCUGCUCCCCAACAGAACCCAAAAGUGACAAUCAAGAACCAACAUAAUAAAUCAGUGUGUAUGUUCUUGGUAAUAAAAGAACAUGUCACCCAGUGUAACGGUGUGUCAGUGAUGUUUUUAAUAUGGUCUUUUCAUAGGAACUUCUGAUAUUAAGUCAAAUAUAGAUUAUAUCAC
This is a messenger RNA of Morone saxatilis (striped sea-bass), 1836 nucleotides long. Its product is annotated as zinc finger protein 239-like. The transcript is spliced from 2 exons. The coding region runs from base 585 to 1709 and encodes 374 amino acids. The record is from RefSeq and is a predicted model, not a curated record. Lineage: Eukaryota; Metazoa; Chordata; Actinopteri; Moronidae.